AUGGCUCUCGCACCUCAAUUUGCAGGUCACCGCUGGGGCGUAAGCACCGCACCUCACGUUUUGGAAGCUUACUUAGAUUAUGUGUGUCCAUUUUCGGCUAGAUUGUUUAUGAGACUUCGGAACGAAGUGUUCCCUUUUAUCGAAAAAGAAUAUCCCGGACAAAUCCAAUUUUUGUUCCGUCAGCAAGUGCAACCUUGGCAUCCAUGCUCGAGUAUUGUUCACGAGAUAUUUAUUAAUAUAAAUAUUUUAACGAAGGCUGCCUUAGCCGUAGAAAGGAUUGAUAAAAGCCAAUUCUUGGAUUUUUCAGCUAAAUUGUUUGAAGUUCAGAAAGAGUAUUUUGACGAAUCUGUUCAGGCUCUCACUCGCUCACAGAUCAAUAACUCUCUAGCAAGACAUGCAAACUUGAUCGGAAUUUCGUCUGAUCAAUUCAUAUCAUUGAUCGACAUCCCGACAACUUCCACCGUUUCUGAGGCUCGCAACCAGGGGAAUAAAGUAAGUGCUGAUCUUAAAUGGCACAUCAAGUUGGGUCGUCAGAACGGUAUUCAUGUUAGUCCGACUGUUUUAUUUGAUGGGCUUAUUGAUGAUAGUAUUAGUUCUGGAUGGACCCUUGCACAAUGGCAAGAAUGGUUAUCUAAAAAGUUGGAAAAGUUGCCAUGA
This is a messenger RNA of Cetraspora pellucida, 657 nucleotides long. Lineage: Eukaryota; Fungi; Glomeromycota; Glomeromycetes; Diversisporales; Gigasporaceae. The record is from the annotation of a GenBank genome assembly.